Molecule: messenger RNA, 948 nt
Organism: Peronospora belbahrii
Lineage: Eukaryota; Oomycota; Peronosporomycetes; Peronosporales; Peronosporaceae
Source: the annotation of a GenBank genome assembly
AUGCAAGCUAUGCUCAGCGACAAUACACGAGACCCACCAUUUUAUCUACAACGCUGUAUUCCCACUCACUUCCAGCAACAUCACGAUCCAAAUACUCAUGCUAAUCACAUUAGUAGUGCCGUAUCCAAUCUCGUUCAUGGUGCCAAUGCCAACGACAAUACAAGUGUUACCCCACGUCGAGCGGGUACUUCACGUCGUGCCGCUCCGUCCGAAGAUCGUCCAUUUGCUUGUCCUGUGCCCAACUGUGGUGGACGCUUUCAUCGCAAGUUUACGUUGCAUGAACAUCUCAAGACGCACACGGGUGAGCAACCUCACCAAUGCCCUGUUGCAGAAUGUGGAAAACGUUUUAGUACUUCUGGUAAUCUUGCUCGCCAUCGGAAACUUCAUGCCAUGCGCAAGAUCAGUUGUCCAGCUGCACAUUGUACGCGAGUGUUUACAAGUCGUGAAAAACUGGUGCCUCAUCUAAAGGUCCAUCUUGCACGCACACCGCAUACGUGCGACUUUGCUGGCUGUGGUAAAACUUUUAGUACUGCUGGUAACCUCACUCGUCAUCGACGUACGCAGCAUCGUGCGGGUCCUCCUCCUACUCGACAAGAAGCAGUCCCAGCAUCUAUUAGACCGAUGUCGGCGCUACCACGUCCAAAGUUCGAGUUUCCAGGCCGCAGUGCCCCGCCUCCGACGGGUCCACUUUUGAUGCGGGGGCUGCUCUGGUCGCCUCAACCGCCUGUUGAACAUCCUCCUCAGCAGCGCAUUCUGGAGUCGGACGUGCAGGACUUGUUUGAUUGUCUGUUUGUUGAGAAUGCGCAAGCUGCUGCGGCGGCAGCCGCUCAAGGACACCACAACGUCUCAAUUAUUAGAGACAGACUUCCUAAACUUGAACUGCAGCGCGAAAACAGGGCCCCGCAACACUCCCAGGUACCAUACCUAGCUGCUACGUACGAAUUUUAG